GGAUGAAGAGUUGGCUCGACAGCUGGUGGAAUUGGGAUAUAGGGGAAGUGGAGAGGUGCUGAAAAGAGAAGAGUUUGAAAAGAGGAAGGCAACUGCUGAGGCUGCAAGAAUUGCUAAAAAAAGCCAAAAGAACAUUCUGCUUUAUUUUAGUUUUCCGACAUCCGCAUUCACUAGUCUUCAGUGUCCUGCCUCAACGACUACCAUCCUGUCGCACUCACAUCCAUCAUCAUGAAGUGUUUCGAGAGGCUCGUCAUGAGGCACAUCAAGACCCUGCUGCCCCCCUCACUGGACCCCAUGCAGUUGGCAUACCGUCCCAACCGUUCAACAGACAAUGCCAUUGUUAUCACCCUCCACCUGGCCCUAACCCACCUGGACAAAAAAGACACGUAUGUUUGAAUGCUGUUCAUAGACUUCAGUUCAGCAUUCAACACAAUCAUUCCUCAGAAACUGAUUGGAAAGCUGAGCCUACUGGGCCUGAACACCUCCCUCUGCAACUGGAUCCUAGACUUCCUGACUGGGAGACCUCAGUCAGUCCGGAUUGGAAGCAGCAUCUCCAACACCAUCACACUGAGCACGGGGGCCCCCCAGGGCUGUGUACUCAGUCCACUGCUGUUCACUCUGCUGACCCACGACUGUGCUGCAACACACAGCUCGAACCACAUCAUCAAGUUCGCCGAUGACACGACUGUGGUGGGUCUCAUCAGCAAGAAUAAUGAGUCAGCAUACAGAGAGGAGGUGCAGCGGCUAACGGAUUGGUGCAGAGCCAACAACCUGUCUCUGAAGGUGAACAAAACAAAAGAGAUGGUUGUUGACUUCAGGAGGAUGCGGAACGACCAUUCUCCACUGAACAUCGAGGACCCCUCCGUAGAAAUCGUUAAGAGCAUCAAAUUUCUUGGUGUUCACCUGGCGGAGAAUCUCACCUGGUCUCUCAACACCAGCUCCAUAGCAAAGAAAGCCCAGUAGCAUCUCUACUUUCCGCGAAGGCUGAGAAAAGUCCAUCUCCCACCCCCCCCCAUCCUCACCACAUUCUACAGAGGUUGUAUUGAGAGCAUCCUGAGCAGCUGCAUCACUCCCUGGUUCGGAAAUUGCACCAUCUCGGAUCGCAAGACCCUGCAGCGGAUAGUGAGGUCAGCUGAGAAGAUCAUUGGGGUCUCUUUUCCUGCCAUUAGAGAC
Messenger RNA from Mobula hypostoma (lesser devil ray), 1173 nucleotides. RefSeq names its product cilia and flagella associated protein 299 (gene cfap299). Lineage: Eukaryota; Metazoa; Chordata; Chondrichthyes; Myliobatiformes; Myliobatidae. The record is from RefSeq and is a predicted model, not a curated record. The coding region runs from base 397 to 963 and encodes 188 amino acids. The transcript has 2 exons.